ACGGGUUAUCAACUGGUGGGGAUUGUUCCUGUCUCAGUUGGAAACCAGACACCGGCUCGUUGACAAUUUACAAAUCUUGGGAAACUUCUUAUCGGCCAGCAUAAUUUUACGAAAAAAAGAUGAAGAUUUGUGUGAUCGGUUUCGGUGCUGCUGGACUGGCAGCGGCCAGGCAUGCUUCCGUAAAUCACGACUGCGUGGUUUUCGAGCAAUACGAGAGUCUUGGCGGCACUUGGGUGUAUACAGAGGACACAGGAACAAACAGAUUUGGACUCCCUAUUCAUACCAGCAUGUAUCGAAGCCUUAGGACAAAUUUGCCAAAAGAAAUCAUGGGUUAUCCAGAUUUUCCCAUCCCUGAACAAGAACAGUCCUACAUACCAGCCAAAGAAAUUUUAAAUUUCCUUCAACUAUACGCCAAUCGUUUUGAUCUUAUGAAGUUAGUAAAGUUUAAUCAUUAUGUCCAAAAUGUGGAGCCUGUGGACAACUUGUGGAGAGUAAGUGUUAAAGAUUUGCUCAACGAUGAAGAAAAAGAAUUCAUGUUCGAUGCUGUCAUGGUCUGCAAUGGUCACUACCACACACCAAUGUACCCGACUAUACCUGGCAUGGAAACCUUCACCGGGGAACAGUUUCACAGCCACGAUUACAGACAUCCCGAAAUAUUUACUGGGAAAAACGUCAUCGUUAUCGGUGCCGGACCUUCAGGUCUUGAUCUCUCUUUGGAAAUCGCGACGAAAGCCAAAAAAGUCUAUCUCAGUAGGCAUAGAGGAAGCGACGAACCCAAAAAUGUAUUCCCGUCCAAUGUCGAAAUGAGAUUCGAAGUGUCUGAAAUCCGAGGGAAUAAACUUACAUUUGACGACGGAAAAGAAAUAGAAGUAGACGUUAUAUUUUAUUGCACAGGUUACAAAUACAGCUUUCCAUUUUUGUCGAACAAAUGCGGCGUAGUCGUCGAAGACAACUGUGUCCAACCACUGUACAAACAUUUAAUCCAUAUCGAUCAUCCAACGCUAUGCCUCAUCGGCUUACCUUACUAUGUCUGCGCUUUUUCAUUGUUCGACCUACAGGUGAGAUAUUUCUUGAAACAUCUGGACCGGGGAUUUAAACUGCCGUCUAAAGAGGAGAUGAUCCACGAUACCGAGAAGGAAAUGGAGGAAAGAAAGAAACAAGGAUUGAAAAGAAAACAGUUUCACAUGAUGGGAACGAUGCAAGGGGAUUACUACGCCGACUUGGCUAAAUCAGGUGGUUUGGACCCUCUUCCUCCAGUCAUGGCUGAUCUGCACAAUUUCGCUUCACAGAAACAGCUCGACGAUUUAAUCAACUUCAGAGAAAAUGUCUACAAAAUUUUAGAUCCACAGAAUUUUAUUCAAGUUAAAUAAGUAAUAUUUCAACAAAUUGCAUUCAGUUUCAUUUUAAUAAUACAGUUAUUAAGGGGUUUUUAAACAGAGACCAUGACGUCAGCUUUAAUACGGAUUGUCAUGCUGCAACUUAUUGAAUAAAUAAUUUAUUACAUUGAUAACGAG
Molecule: messenger RNA, 1514 nt
Organism: Cimex lectularius (bed bug)
Lineage: Eukaryota; Metazoa; Arthropoda; Insecta; Hemiptera; Cimicidae
Product: flavin-containing monooxygenase FMO GS-OX5-like
Exons: 9
Coding region: 120-1370 (416 amino acids)
Molecular function (GO): NADP binding; flavin adenine dinucleotide binding; N,N-dimethylaniline monooxygenase activity
Source: RefSeq, a predicted model, not a curated record